CCCUCCCGCGUCUCUAUGGUCACGGCGGAGGCCUUGUGGGCGGCGAGUCCCGUGACGGGUUCCGCGGUGACGGUGGCCGGCAGGAGCGAAAGAGCGAAGGAACAAACAGGAGGAGCAGGAGGAGGAGGAGGAGGAGGAGAUGGCGGACGCUAGAGAUCCACUGAUUAUCUAAGUACCAACAGCUGCCUCUUCUGAUAUGAAAGCUGGGAGAGAGUACCGCUGAAAUCAACAUGUAGCAGACAACCCUGCCAUCAAAUGUGCUGCUUUUAGCCAAGGUGUUUCAGGCUUUUCAUCAGUGAAUGAAUUACUCUAGGAUUUGAAUUUUUUUUUGGGUGGCGAAUGCAUUUUAUCAACUAAAUUUCAAAUUGGAUCUUAUGUAGUGUUGGUUAAACUAAGGAACCAUGAGUAGCAAUUUAGGCAAAGAAAAAGAUUGUAAGGAGAAGGACUCCAAAGUGUCUUCAGCAAAAGAAAAGGAGAAAGAAGCAAAGGCCUCUGGUGGUUUUGGGAAGGAGGGUAAAGAGAAAGAGCCUAAGACCAAAGGGAAAGAAGCCAAAGAUGGGAAGAAAGAUGCCAGCAGUGCACAGCCAGGGGUGGCUUUUUCAGUGGACAAUACAAUAAAACGACCAAAUCCAGCUCAAGCUGCUCGUAAAAAAUCCAGCAAUGCCGAAGUGAUCAAAGAGCUAAACAAAUGUCGGGAAGAAAAUUCAGUGCGCUUGGACUUGGCCAAGAGGUCAAUACAUCUGCUCCCAUCAUCUGUCAAAGAGUUGACACAGUUGACAGAACUUUAUUUAUAUGGAAACAAACUGCAGUCACUACCACCUGAGGUGGGCUGUCUUGUGAAUCUGAUGACACUGGCCCUGAGUGAGAACUCUCUCACCAGCCUUCCUGACUCUCUUGAUAACUUGAAGCAACUUCGCAUGGUUGAUCUACGGCAUAACAAACUCAGAGAAAUCCCUCCAGUGGUAUACAGGCUAACUUCCCUUACCACACUUUAUCUGCGCUUUAAUCGUAUCACAGCUGUGGAAAAGGAUAUUAAAAACUUGUCAUUGCUCACAAUGCUAAGUAUACGGGAGAAUAAAAUCAAGCAACUACCUGCAGAAAUUGGUGAGUUGUGUAACCUCAUAACGUUGGAUGUAGCACACAAUCAGCUUGAACAUCUUCCAAAGGAGAUUGGAAAUUGCACACAGAUCACCAAACUUGAUUUACAGCACAAUGAACUUUUGGACCUUCCAGACUCUAUAGGAAAUCUAUCCAGUCUGAAAAGUCUUGGUUUGAGAUAUAACCGGCUGUCAGCAAUACCCAGGUCGCUAGCACAGUGCAGUAAACUCGAUGAACUGAAUUUGGAGAACAACAUUAUUUCUGCUUUGCCAGAGGGUCUCUUAUCCAGCCUUGUGAAUCUGACUAGUCUAACUCUGGCAAGGAAUUGUUUCCAAUCAUAUCCAGUGGGUGGUCCCUCACAAUUCUCCACGAUCUACGCACUUAAUAUGGAGCAUAACCGCAUCAAUAAAAUCCCUUUUGGAAUAUUUUCCAGAGCGAAAGUGUUGAGCAAACUGAACAUGAAGGACAAUCAGCUGACAUCCCUUCCCUUGGACUUCGGGACAUGGACCAGCAUGGUUGAACUCAACCUAGCUACAAACCAACUCAACAAGAUUCCAGAAGAUGUGUCUGGGCUUGUUUCCCUCGAGGUUCUUAUCUUGUCAAACAACCUUCUAAGAUGCCUCCCUCAUGGCAUUGGAAAUCUGAGGAAACUGAGAGAAUUGGAUCUGGAGGAAAACAAGCUGGAAUCCUUGCCAAACGAAAUAGCUUACCUUAGGGAUCUACAGAGACUGAUCCUAACAAAUAAUCAGUUGAGCACCCUUCCUAGAGGAAUUGGCCACCUUAUCAAUCUGACGCAUCUUGGACUGGGGGAGAAUUUCCUUAUGCAGAUUCCUGAGGAAAUUGGUACACUGGAGAAUCUGGAAGAAUUGUAUCUUAACGACAACCCCCAUCUAAACAGUCUACCUUUUGAACUUGCGCUCUGCAGUAAACUAUCUAUAAUGAGCAUUGAGAACUGCCCACUCAAUACUCUUCCAGCUCAGAUCGUUGCCGGUGGACCUUCCUUUAUCAUCCAGUUCCUCAAGAUGCAAGGGCCAUAUCGUGCCAUGGUCUGAUGGAUAUCUGCCCUAUUGAUGUACAAAAUAUAAAUGGCACUUGGGGGUGUCACUGUGUAUAUAGUAUUAUCUAGGCCACAAGGUGCCAGGAUUGGAAAGAAGUUGGCUUGUCCCAUACACUGUACAAUAUGCAAAGAGCAUUGUUGGUAUUGUGUAUGUGUGUAUAUAUAAUAUAAUAUAUAGGGUGUAUAUUAUAUUAUAUAUAAAACAUAAAUAAUAUAAAACAGGCAAAUUUAAGACCAUGUUUAUGUGUUUCUGUUUCAUAGAGGAAACAUAGCCAUUUAUUGGUUGUUGUUUUUUUUUUCAUUGUAAACAUGCUUGUCUAAGUUUUCUUUGCUGAACUAAAUGGAUGUCUGGGAAAUUCGGGAUACCAGUUUACUUUAUUCAAUUGCCACAUCAUUGCUGACCAGUGUCAGGAACAGAAUGUUUUAGAUAGAGCCCUCUUCCCAUUGUGGAAAAAAAAGAAACCCAACAAAUUGAUGACAUGAACUUUUCCCUCAGCUUGUAUUCUUAAUGACAAAAAUCCUUGAGAUGCAAUUUGUUCUUGAGAUCUUUUAACUUGGAGCGAAUUGUCUUGGAUGUUGUUUACAGUAAGAGCAAAUCACUGAAUUAUUGUCUUUUUUGAUUUACUCUUUUUCAAUCAUAUCUAAUUUUGUGCAUAUGCCGAGGGCUUUUUAAUUGACUGAUUUUAAUAGAAAAAAUGGAAAGCAGGAAAUGACGAAGUCCGACGAAGUCCGAGUUCAUUUUAAGUCUUCAGUAUCAAUAAUAAACAUAUCAUAUUAGAAACAUUUGCUCUACAUUUGGCUGCAUUUGGCAUACACAACGCAUUCUGAUUUUAAAAUUGACAGAUUUGUUGAAAAGCUGUAUGUUCUGUUAAGGUCGAAGAGAUGAGAAUCUAUAUGUAUAUAUAAGGUGGCAUUGAUGUAAAAUACAACAGGCAAUUGUAUGAGUUUUUCCUGGUCUUUGUACAAAUAAUGAAUGUGUCUUUUUUGGAAACACUGCAGUAUAUGUAAGAUUUACGGUUCAUUGACAAUGUUAUUCUGGUUUUAUAUCUUGCCUUGCCUUGUACAUCCUUCCAUUCUUACGGGCCGUCUGUGUCCUAGCACAAUAUCUCCAUGCUGUGCUGUUUUGCUGCUGAACUAAAUGCACUUUUCCCUUCAGCUUGGGACACUUGCUUCAAAGUAAUCAGUUCAGUACCAUGAUUUAUUCUCUUAACCUCAUUCUGUCAAUCUCAGUAUUAAAGAUUGGUCUGUUUAAAAAAGGACACCUUUUCAUUUGUAUUUAGAACUUGAUCAUUCGGUAGAGAGAGAAAAAAACCCAGUAAAGUAGUUCACCUUUAAUGGGUGUCAUUUUCAUGGCUGUAUAAAGGGCUAAUGAUGCUGCAGUGAAAUAGACACUUGCUAUUACACUUGGAGUACCAUUUCAAUUUCAUUUUUGGAAGCUUCUAUUGCAAUUACAUUCCAGAUAGACUUGUUUUCAUUCUGUCAAUUUACUAUGAUGGUUUCGCUUCUGGGAUACUAGAAUUUAGAGAGUGUGGCAUCUUUUGAACAAGUAUUACAUCAUAGUUGCCAGAUGAAAGUUUCCAUCUUGUGUAGGUUUUGUAAUUAUUAUUGUUUAGUUCUUACAAUAUGAUCUGAUAAUAGGCACAAUCUAUAGAUAGUCAUGCAUCUUUUUUCUCCAUUGAUGAGAUUUAAGCUCCUGCUUAUGUGCUUAAGGCUGCACUUCAAAGCACAGUUAUUUCUGAGUAAAUGUGCUUAAGAUUGCAGUGUUUCUCAUGUGUUUUGGCCUACAACUCCCAGAAAUCCCAGCCAGUUUACUAGCUGUUACGAUUUCUGAGCAUUGAAGACCAAAACAUCUGGGAACCCACAGGUUGAGAACCACUGUCCACAUUAUUUUCAGUGGGAUUUGGAUGCUCCUGAGCUUCUAUGAGUUGAGCCCAUCAUCACUCCCUUGCUUUUGCUCUCUCUGAGGUGAAUUCUAGCUUUCAUUAAUGUUUUCACUGGCAAGGAGGAAAUCCUUAAAGGCAUAUAGAGAUAUAAAAUCUUAGAAGGCUUACACUGGUAGUAAAAAUGACUCUAGAUUUCACCAGAGUUAUCAAGUCCAAAAUGGGCAGGGGGAAGUUGACUUCAUGGCCUUGAAAAUGCUGCCCCACUGGUCCCCAGAUCUUGGUCCUCCAGGUUUUUGUGGACUUCAACUCCCAAAGCCUCGGGGUCUUUCCAGACAGGCCCUAUAUCCCAGUAUCUGAACCCAGGUUUUCUGUUUAUCUCAGUAUAUCUGGCAUUGUGGACUCAUAUAACACAGUUUAAAGCAGAAAACCUGGGUUCCUGGGAUAUAGUGCCUGUCUGGAAGGGUCCUAAGACAGCUCAGCCAACAGUGAGGAAUUCUGGUAACUGAGGUCCAAAACACAUUGAGGGCAACGUUUGGGAACCACUGUGCUACACAAAGGAGCAGGGGACUUGCUAAAUUGGGUGGACUGUGCUAUGUUGGAGGGGAUAAGGAGAAAGAAGGAGGUGUAGACGGAGGAACCUUCCACAUAUGUCAUGGGUGCCCAACCUUUAGGUUCUCGCACCCCAGGCCACCUCAAUCAUCCCAAACAGUAUAGCAUUUUAAGGAGGCUGCCAUGGGGAGAAGUGAGUGUGGCCUUGUACUGGCUUUGCUCCUCACAUAUAACUGAGUUCAUACUAUAAAUUCCACCGCUUUUAAUAACAAAGUCUAUUAAUAACUAUCUCACUCUCCGUGUUUAUAAAAAUGUAUAGUUUCAGCUGUAUGCAAAGCCUGCUUGUCUAUGCAUUCAAAUAGUGAAAAGAUGCGUGUAGUGAUUGUUACAAAAGUUAAAGCCCACUUUGUGCUGAAGCUGGAAACUUGUUCCAUUGAUUCAGUACAUACGUCUUAAUGUGCUGCCCACGUGCAUUUUUAUUUUCGGAUGGGAAAAAUCUUUUCAAGUCAACGGUUUAUCUGUCCCUUUUCAAGAGUUUAGCCAUGGACUGAAAAUUGUUCUGGGUAGAGGAAUCUCUUUGGAAACUUUUAAAAAAUUGAAUUAGGUUAGUUUGCAUCUAGUUAGCGGGCUUCUUCUGCCGCUUUGUGGAACUGCAGGUAGAUGAAGUAGGGUUGUAUUUGUGGAAUUGAUUGUUUUGUCUGUAAAUAUAUGAAUACAUUUGUUCAUCUUGCCAAGGAUUAUAUGACUGUUUCUCUCUAGAAAAAAUGCCUGCAUGUUAGAAACUGGUUUUAUUUAUUCAUUGAUACACUUAGAAAUAACAGGUUUUGUUUUUUUAAAAAAAAUAAUGAAACAAACACACUUCAACAUCAUAUGUGCACGGGAGUCAUAAUACAUUCUAGCAUUAAGCAUUGAACCCAUGCUCCCCAAUCCCUCCAUUUUUGUUUCGUGUUGUAGGAUGAAAAGGGAACAGAUUUACAAGAAGGUAGCAAUGAAUUCUGGGCUUUGACAUUUUGCAUUUCUUUCAUAAUGUAAAAUAAUUGCCAUUUGGUUUUAAAACAGGGUCUUUGGAUUGAAAAUUCUUGGGUCGCCCAAUGGUAGGUACUUUUCCUUGGCAAAUUGAUGGCUUUUAAUCAAUUUUUCUGUGUGUAAGGAACGACUUGAGAAACUGCAAGUCACUUCUGGUGUGAGAGAAUUGGCCGUCUGCAAAGACGUUGCCCAGGGGAUGCCCGGAUGUUUUGAUGUUUUAUCAUCCUUGUGGGAGGCUUCUCUCAUGUCCCCACAUGAGAAACUGGAGCUAACAGAAGGGAGCUCAUCCGCACUGUCCCCGGAUUCGAACCUCCAGCCUGUCAGUCUUCAGUCCUGCCUGCACAAAGGUUUUACCCAUUGCAUCACCGGGGCUCCUUUUAAUCAAUGAGAUCAUGCCAACUUAAAUAUAUGAAGGAGGUAUGCCAUAUAGAUUAAAAUUUGAACUUGCUAAACAGAACUGAGAGAAAUUCCUAGAUCUGUGAUAUUGGGACACUAUCAAGGUAGAAGGACAUAGAUUUAGUGGACUGAUUUUUGGAAAUCGUUUGGAGAUUUGCUCUCGUAAGAGAUUCCUUCUUGUAAUAGAUACCAAUCCAGUUUCUAAUAUUUAAGUGAGGCUUCAGAAUUGCCGACAAUCUUUCCCAAUCUGUCUUAAGAAUUUUGGUGGAAGUCAAUACAUACCCUCCAAUAUUUAGUAAACAACAAGUAUAUUUGGAAGCUCUUGCAUUCUCUUUUUGGUUAAAUGAUAUGGAUCUUGUAAUACAGGGAGCAGUAGAUUAAUUUGAAACAUUUCUAGUGUCCUCCAACUGCUGUUAUGAAACAAUGAGGUAAAAUCCUUUUGACUGGCAUGAAAUGCAUAUGGUUAUUAUCACUUGGGUAAUGAUGCAGUGUCACUACCAAUUUGCUUUGUUGGAGUUGCUGUGUACAUAUACUUCACAUAAUUUCAGAGGAAACAUUAUCUCAACUACAACAGUACAUAUCAUCCUUACAGUAUUGAAUCAGCCAUAUCGAUUGGGCUGUAAAGGAGGAUUAAUUCAAUUCUGCUUUAGUAAGGAAUAAAUAAAAUAAUGCAGCACCCACCUCCUAAGAUUGGAUUAAAACACCAAGGCGUUAUGAAGACCUAGCUGGCGUUGUGACUCCUUUUAGAAGAGAAUGCAUAUCUUCUUACACCACUCAUGAGAUGUUAAUGUCAGUCAAAAUGCUACAAUUUGGGACAAGGCUGAAGAGAUGGAAAGAAGUUAGGCUACAGCCUAACUCCUUGGCUCUUAAAGACAUUUGUCCAUUGUGUUGUCGAAGGCUUCCAUGGCCAGAAUCACUGGGUUGUUGUGAGUUUUCCAGACUGUAUGGGCAUGUUCCAGAAGCAUUCUCUCCUGACGUUUCACCCACAUCUAUGGUAGGCAUCCUGAGAGGUUGUGAGGUCUGUUGGAAACAAGGCAAGUGAGGUUUAUAUGUCUGUGGAAAGUCCAGGGUGGGAGAAAGAACUCUUGUCUGGGGCAAGUGUGAAUGUUUCAGUUGAUCACCAUGAUUAGCAUUGAAUAGCCUUGCAGCUUCAAGGUUUGGCUACUUCCUGCCUGGGGGAAUCCUUUGUUGGUAAGUGAUUAGCUGGCCCUGAUUGUUUCUUGUCUGGAAUUUCCCUGUUUUUGAUUGUUGUUCUUUAUUUACUGUCCUGAUAUUAGAGGGUUUUUUAAAAAUAUUGGUAGCCAGAUUUUGUUCAUUUCAUGGUUUCUUCAAUACUAGUCAAGUUGAUCAACUGCAACAUUCACACUUAUCUCAAACAGACAAGAGUUCUUUCUCCCACCCUGGACAUUCCACAGAUAUAUAAACCUCACUUGCCUAGCUUCCAAAAGACCUUAAAACCUCUGAGGAUGUCUGCCAUAGAUGUGGGUGAAACAUCAGAAGAGAAUGCUUCUGGAACAUGGCCAUACAGGUCAGAAAACUCACAGCAACCUUUGUCCAUAUUUCUUGAGGAAUGCUUUUAAAUUUGCAUUCUGCUGAAGGCUUGCCAUUUUAUUGUUUUGAUGCUUCAGACUUUAUUUUCCGCAGUUAUCUUUGCAAAUAUGUCAGGUUGGGAGGAAAUCUCGCUCCCCAAAAUUGUUUCGCCGAAUCUUGUGAAGAAGAGAGAACUGUAGGGGUUGAAUUUCUGCCAGAAAGGCAGACAAAUUCCGAAAUAGCAUUUUUGGCGUUAUUCAUUUUUUGGGGGAUGGGACACUGGAGCAGAUUUGUUCUCUUCAGAUAUCAGAAGAAUGUCUCUGUAACUCUUAAAUAAUCUAAAUUGUGCGGAGCAUUUGUAUAGUCAAUAUUGCACUUCCAUUGUAUCUUUAAUGCGCAUGUCAACCUUGCAAUUGAUUAGGUAUACACUUGGCAGUAAUUUGCACAACACACCAACUUUAAAAGGCACAUGUAGAACAAUUACUAAUGAUGAUAAUUGCAAAAAAAAUCGGAUGGCUUUUUCGUUGUUCUACAAAGUGAUUUUUCUGUUUCUUAUUUCAGUGUUUGGGUCUUGAACAGGACAGUGCAGGAUUCUGCCUGUUUAAUAGUAAGGCCUCGCUGAUUUGUGAUUGAAAAUGAAAGUGUGUAAACAGUCUACAAAAAUGUACUUUCAGAAUUAUUGUAAUGUUGAUUGUUAUGUCUAUAAAAAUUGCCUUGCUUUUUUAUAAGUCAUUCUGUAUCAAUGUAUUCAUUAUAAAUAGUAUAUUUGUAAAUGA
Molecule: messenger RNA, 8315 nt
Organism: Anolis sagrei ordinatus
Lineage: Eukaryota; Metazoa; Chordata; Lepidosauria; Squamata; Anolidae
Gene: SHOC2
Product: SHOC2 leucine rich repeat scaffold protein
Molecular function (GO): protein binding
Source: RefSeq, a predicted model, not a curated record